Molecule: messenger RNA, 1278 nt
Organism: Neurospora tetrasperma FGSC 2508
Lineage: Eukaryota; Fungi; Ascomycota; Sordariomycetes; Sordariales; Sordariaceae
Exons: 3
Coding region: 205-1278 (357 amino acids)
Source: RefSeq, a predicted model, not a curated record
CUCCGUUUAAUCGUCUUCUGGUAUCUGCAGGGUUUUUCUUGUUUCACAAACCUAGACCUAGAAUUCCUCACAAGUCCUUGUCGACGAGAAACCCGCCCCCCCGCAUGCUGUGUGUCCAAAUACAGGACAAACAUUCUCCGACGAAAAGAACCUCCAUCCCGGUCAACAUUCCCACCGGGUAACACGGUAACCCCCCCGAGGCCAAUGACAACAUCCAUGCCAUUCUCCCGGAUGGGCAACCUGCCCGCCGUUAGACGGCAGCAUCUCCUUGCCGAGUUUGCCGGUCUCAAACAGGCAUGUCCAAAUGGCGUCUUCGUCAGUCUCACGCCAGGUGACCCGAAUCUGUGGUCGGGCGUGAUCUUCGUACGCAAAGGUCCAUACGCCAACGCCGUCCUCCGCUUCCAGGUCUCCUUCCCGGACUCGUAUCCGAACCUGCCGCCCCUGGUUACCUUUUCCACAGACAUGUUCCACCCCCUCAUCACGCCUCUUACCACGUACAUGUACAGCACCGACGUCCAGCAUAACGGUACCGUCAGUGCCACCGACGAGGAGCGCCUCCCCCCCGGAGGCUUCAGUCUACGUCAUGGCUUCCCGCACUGGUUUGGUAGGGCCAGUCGGUCCCGUGGGGAGCGUGGUAGUGGCGAUCAACGAGGAAGGCCGCCUGCGUCUCUACAGAUGACGCCCCCACCGGACACUCGCAAGGUCCAGACCGGAAACAGAUCCGAAGAUGGGUCCAAGAAUGGCGGAGAGACGGAAGGGACGCCGGAGUCUACCACCGAAGGCAACGCAGAUGCGGCUUCUGACUGCAGCAGGUCAGCCGCCAGGCGGGACGUUUCAACCUACGAGGUUCUCCGGUACAUCCGUAGCACCUUUGAUGAUGCAAACGUUCUUGACUCAGUCCCACUUGAGGCGGCUGGCAAUCCGGGCGCCUGGCAUGCGUGGCGCACUCAUCGGCGACAACAGGCUGCCAAUGUGACUUCUUCUCCCGCUUCUGUAAAGUCUGAUCCGGACUCGAAUUUGAUCAAAAUAGAUGAGACCAUUACAAGUCCUACACCAAGCGGAAAUGCGGAGACAAGUUCAGCCACAACGACAUCGGCCGCACCAAAGCGUCCUGACGAGUGGAACUGGGACGGUGUUUGGGAAGAGAGGGUCAAGAGAGGUAUCGCGACAAGCUUGUCAGAGCCGGUCUUGUUUGGAAACGCCGGGGCGGCAGAUGAAGUGGUUAGUCAACGACGUUGUGUCAAUUCUCCUAGCUUUGAAAUCAUGGGCUAUUACUAA